This is a messenger RNA of Phialemonium atrogriseum, 636 nucleotides long. RefSeq lists its product as uncharacterized. The coding region runs from base 133 to 636 and encodes 167 amino acids. Lineage: Eukaryota; Fungi; Ascomycota; Sordariomycetes; Cephalothecales; Cephalothecaceae. The record is from RefSeq and is a predicted model, not a curated record. The transcript has a single exon.
CCACUGAUGAUCUCGAGGCUCAUCUUCUAUCGACGAAAAGAUCGCCACCAUAUUUGCGCGCACUGUGGCUGAGUCCGACUCGGAUGCAGCAGAACUGCGAUCUAUACCGGAGGAGCGGCUGAGCACUCAAAAAUGUCUCCAAAUCUGCGCCCAGCUGUCCGACCACAUCAAUCAGAUUCAGAUCAGACCCACAGAGAGCAGUCACAGCUCUCCCGGAUCUAUCGAUUCAGAACCCUUUCUGAAAGAGUCACCAACGAUGGCCUAGAGGGAUGCAGGGAACUCCUUCUUCAUACAACCACGACGUUGGAAAGGCAUAUGCAACUUCUAAUGGACCAACUGAUGACAAAAUCAAAGACAACCAUGAUCUCCGAGGACGAAGUUGCGGAUCUUGCACGGCUCCGGGAAGAGUGGAAUACCACCCGCCAGAGCCUUCACAUCUGCUCCGAGGCAGAGAACCGCAUAAAGGAAAACGUCAGCCUUAUUGACAACUACGCAAAGGGCGACGAGACGGUCCAAUUCUUGGUGUCAACCAGCGACAAGACCAUUCAUGGUAAAAACCGAGAUGAGUCGCUCCAGCAGUUAUCACGGGACAUCUCGAGUAUUAGCAACACGGCUGAUAAGUUUAUAAUCAAAUAA